Molecule: messenger RNA, 1677 nt
Organism: Closterium sp. Naga37s-1
Lineage: Eukaryota; Viridiplantae; Streptophyta; Zygnematophyceae; Desmidiales; Closteriaceae
Source: the annotation of a GenBank genome assembly
AUGGUGUCUUGGAACAUUGCAUCUCUCGUCGCAGUAAACUCACAUUCUACCCCUUCGUGUCCUACCCUCUCCGCCAACUUCCUCUCCCUUCCAUCACCCAAUCCCCCCAGUGCCUCUCAAGUCCACUCACAAUCUCACCUCCAUCCAUUUCCCGCCCACCUCCCUCCUUUCCUGCUCCUUAUUUUCUCCCCUUCCAACACCAUACCUGCCAGCCAGCACAUGACAGUGCCUCACCGCUGCGCUUCUUGCUCCUCUCCCUCGCCCUCACAGCGCUUCUUUCUCCUCUCCCUCGCCCUCACAGCGCUUCUUUCUCCUCUCCCUCGCCCUCACAGCGCUUCUUUCUCCUCUCCCUCGCCCUCACAGCGCUUCUUUCUCCUCUCCCUCGCCCUCACAGCGCUUCUUUCUCCUCUCCCUCGCCCUCACAGCGCUUCUUUCUCCUCUCCCUCGCCCUCACAGCGCUUCUUUCUCCUCUCCCUCGCCCUCACAGCGCUUCUUGCUCCUCUCCCUCGCCCUCACAGCGCUUCUUUCUCCUCUCCCUCGCCCUCACAGCGCUUCUUUCUCCUCUCCCUCGCCCUCACAGCGCUUCUUGCUCCUCUCCCUCGCCCUCACAGCGCUUCUUUCUCCUCUCCCUCGCCCUCACAGCGCUUCUUUCUCCUCUCCUUCUCCCCUUCUAACCCCAACCCCUGCCAGCACAUGACGCACAUGACGGUACCUCACCGUUGGUUCUCUCAUUUCUACGUGGUCGGAUUCGCCCUCGCCCUCACUGUUCCCUCUUCUUGCCCCCCUCUUUUUCCCCACCCGCUGCCAGCACAUGACGCCUAUCUCCUCGGCCUCUGCUACUACGUUGCCGCUCUGGCUGUCAUUCUCUGCCCUCCUCUGCUCAACCAUGCCCAUCCAAUACCAGCUACUAAGUUGCUGCUCCUCUCCCCUCGUCCCUCUCCCCUCGCCCCUCUCCCCUCGCCCCUCUCCCCCCACCCCUCUCGCCCCGCCUCUCUUCCCCCGCCCCUCUCCCCCGACCCCUUCCCUUCCCCACCAGCUACUACACUGCCCUCCGCUCUCCUUCUUCCUCGCUGGCUGUCAUUCUCUGCCCUCCAACCCGCAUACUACAUGGCGUCUCCGCUCUCCUUCUGUUUGCUGGACACCAUGCUCUGCCCUCUGAAUCGACUCAAAAGUCAACUCAAAAGUCAUCUUUUGAGUCGACUCAAAAGUCUCUCCGCUCUCCUUCUAUUUGCUGGACACCAUGCUCUGCCCUCUGAAUCGACUCAAAAGUCAACUCAAAAGUCAUCUUUUGAGUCGACUCAAAAGUCUCUCCGCUCUCCUUCUAUUUGCUGGACACCAUGCUCUGCCCUCCAUUGCUCCACCACACUCCCUACUAAGUUGCUGCUCCUCUCCCCCACCCCUCUCCCCACGGUCCCCAACCACACCAGCUACUACAUUGCCGCCCCUCUCUCUUUCUUCCUCACUGGCCGUCCCGCUCUGCCCUCCACUGCUGCUGACGUCACGAGUAUAGCAUGCCUUAUUGCUGGAGUAGCUGUGUUGGCGUGGGGAAAUAUCCACCAGCACAGAUGCCAUGCUAUACUGGUACGCUCCUCUUUGCACCUUGAUGUACCGCACUGCACCACUACCAAGUGCCUUCAAGGCGCCUCAAGUCCCUUCAAGUGUUUCAAACUCGAAUGA